UGAGCUGUCCAGCACAGCUGGGAUUUCAACACGGACAGAUAGCGCAAUGAAGAGCAGCGUCGACCCGUCAUCAUGUGCACCGGGCUUUCGAGGACUGCCUGUCCGCUGCGACUUUUUGCCCUCUGCAUCCUUCUUUCCCACGCAGCAGCAUAUUUCGGCCUUACAGGUCGCGAGCCACUGGUCUUUCUGCCCGGUCCUUUUGCCAACGAGUCUCCGAACGGUAAAGCGCACCUGAAGCAAUGCGAGCAGAUGACUUUGACGCGCCGGCAAAAGCGCUUGUGCCGGCGAGAACCGGGGCUGGCGGAGACUCUGAGGGAAUCUGUCCGCCUCAGCCUCCUGGAGUGCCGCUAUCAGUUCCGCAACGAGCGCUGGAACUGCAGUAUGGAUGGCCGUGGAAGCCUUUUAAAACGAGGUUUUAAAGAGACGGCCUUCCUGCUCGCGGUGUCAUCAGCAGCGUUGUCUCACGCGCUGGCCAAAGCGUGCAGCUCGGGGCGCAUGGAGCGCUGCACCUGCGACGAUUCUCCUGGUCUGCAGCACCGCGAGGCCUGGCAGUGGGGCGUAUGCGGGGACAACCUCAAAUACAGCACUAAGUUUCUCAAGAAAUUCUUGGGGCAAAAACGGGUCAGCAAGGACCUGCGUGCCCAAAUCGACGCUCACAACAUUAACGUCGGCAUCCGGGCGGUGAAGAGUGGUCUUAAGACUACUUGUAAGUGUCACGGUGUCUCCGGUUCUUGUGCUGUGAGAACAUGCUGGAAGCAGCUCUCCCCGUUUCAAGACACAGGCCAUCUGCUGAAGUAUCGCUAUGACACGGCCAUUCGAGUGCAUAGUGUUACCAACUCUGCCACUGGAGAGACCGAGCUGGCCAGCCCACGGCGCCACAGCAACACAGGUCCCCGUCUGCGGCCCACCGAGCUGGUAUUUCUGGAGGAGUCGCCCAGCUUUUGCAGGCCAUCGCGCUACUCCCCCGGGACGGCUGGCAGAACGUGUUCAAAGGACACCAGCUGCAGCAGCCUGUGCUGUGGACGGGGCUACAACACGGCCCUCCACCUCACCACCCUCUCCUGCCACUGCCAGGUCCGCUGGUGCUGUCACGUCGAGUGUCAAACCUGCCUCCAAGAGGAAGAGGUCUACACCUGCAAGAAACACUGAUAGCACAGAAGGAGACCGAGAAGACAAUGUGGAAAUGGAAGAAUGCUGAGGAUUGUUAAUGCGUCGGCUAGACAACUAGUAGAGUUGUGAGAGGUUUUGAGGUUGUGAUAAGGAAAAAGAUCUGCCAGUCUUACCUGCUUUAGUUGUGAUUCACUUUCUUAAACUCUGGGCUCCCACAUGGAGUUCUGAACAAACGUUCAGGAGGAACGUGGUCAUUUAAUACGACCAAUCAGUACCUGAACAAGCAUUUAUAAGUGCCUUUGACAGUUCCUCCAC
This is a messenger RNA of Carassius auratus (goldfish), 1425 nucleotides long. RefSeq names its product protein Wnt-9b-like. The coding region runs from base 73 to 1149 and encodes 358 amino acids. Gene Ontology annotation, molecular function: frizzled binding; cytokine activity. Gene Ontology annotation, biological process: neuron differentiation; cell fate commitment; multicellular organism development. The transcript is spliced from 4 exons. The record is from RefSeq and is a predicted model, not a curated record. Lineage: Eukaryota; Metazoa; Chordata; Actinopteri; Cypriniformes; Cyprinidae. Gene Ontology annotation, cellular component: extracellular region.